CUACGUUCUCUCUCGCUCUGGCGCGGCCCGUUGUUAUGACGACACGGUCGUAAAUCCGCCAUCUUCCUGCGGCGCGUUGCGACAUGGAGGGCGCGAUGGCAGUGCGGGUGACGGCCGCCCAUACGGCAGAAGCUCCGGCCGAAGCCAGGCGGGAAGCGGGCGAGGGCGGGGUCGCGACGGCGUCGGCGUCGGCGGCCUUGGCCCCUGCCGGCUUCCUCGGCCUCCCGGCGCCCUUUAACGAGGAAGAUGAGGAUGAUGUGCACAGAUGCGGCCGCUGCCAGGCGGAGUUCACCGCCCUGGAGGACUUUGUUCAGCACAAGCUCCAGAAGGUCUGCCAGCGGGUUUCCCAGGAGGCCCUGCCUGCCACCCCUGUGGCCGCUGCGCUGCUGGACCAGGAGGUGGUCCCAGCAGCUGCAAGCCCAGAGGAGCCCAUCACAUUGGCCCACAUUGUUGUGGAGGCAGCUGCUCUGACAGCGGACAUCAGCCACACGCCUGAUAUUGUUGGCAGUGGUCACAUCAAAGAGGUCAUUGUAGCUGCUGAGGCAGAUCCGGGUGACAGCGAGAUGGCAGAGGCCUCAGGCAGCCCUGACCAUCAGGGGCCCAAACUGGCCGGGCAGGGUGAGCAGGCCCAGGUCAAGCUGCUGGUGAAUGAGGAUGGCCGCUACGUCUGCGCGCUGUGUCACAAGACCUUCAAGACGGGUAGCAUCCUCAAGGCCCACAUGGUCACCCACAGCAGCCGUAAGGACCAUGAGUGCAAGCUGUGCGGGGCCUCCUUCCGGACCAAGGGCUCGCUCAUUCGGCACCACCGGCGGCACACAGAUGAGCGCCCCUAUAAAUGUGCCAAGUGUGGAAAGAGCUUCCGGGAGUCAGGUGCGCUGACCCGGCACCUCAAGUCUCUCACUCCGUGCACGGAAAAAAUCCGAUUCAGCAUGAGCAAGGAUGUGAUUGUUGGCAAAGAGGACGCACCUGCAGGGUCUGGCGCCUCCACCGUGGAGACCAUUACGUCAUCAUCAGUGAUAGGUGAAACCAUGGAGACAUCGCCUGUGAUUCAUUUAGUGACAGAUGCCAAGGGCACUGUUAUCCACGAAGUUCAUGUCCAGAUGCAAGAGCUUCCUCUGGGCGUGAAAGCCCUGGCCCCAGAGCCCCCAGCUCCCAAGGAGCUUCCCUGUUCCAGCGACAACAGUCAGGAGAACCUGCUGCACCAGGCCAUGCAGAACUCUGGCAUCGUUCUUGAGCGGGUCACUGGGGAGGAGGGGUCCCUGGAGCCAGUCCCUCCCGCCAUGUCCAGUCCCCAGGCCCUGGGAGAUGGUCCCCCAGAGCUGCCGCUGCUGGAGGUGGAGCAGGUGGAGACAGAGGUGGCCAACGAGGCCUCAGCUGUACCCAGGACCCACCUGUGCCCUCAGUGCAGUGAAACCUUCCCAACAGCAGCCACCCUAGAGGCCCACAAAAGGGACCAUGAAGGGCCGAAGCUGUUCACAUGUGUGCAGUGUGGCAAGGUCUUCCUCAAGGCCUACCUGCUCAAGAAGCACCAGGAGGUGCACGUGCACGAGCGCCGUUUCCGCUGUGGGGACUGUGGGAAACUCUACAAGACCAUUGCUCAUGUUCGGGGCCACCGGCGUGUUCAUUCAGAUGAGCGACCCUAUCCUUGUCCCGAGUGUGGCAAGCGCUACAAGACCAAGAAUGCCCAGCAGGUGCACUUUCGGACACACCUGGAGGAGAAGCCGCAUGUGUGCCCGUUUUGCAGCCGAGGCUUCCGGGAGAAGGGCUCGCUGGUGCGGCACGUUAGGCACCACACAGGCGAGAAGCCUUUCAAGUGCUACAAGUGUGGCCGUGGCUUCGCUGAGCAUGGCACGCUGAACCGGCACCUGCGCACAAAAGGUGGCUGCCUGCUGGAGGUGGAGGAGCUGCUGGUGUCUGAGGAGAGCCCCACCUCAGCUGCCACUGUCCUUGGCGAGGACCCGCACACUGUGUUGGUCGAGUUCUCAUCCGUGGUGGCUGACACCCAGGAGUACAUCAUUGAGGCCACCUCGGAUGAUGCAGAGACCAGUGAAGCCACAGAGAUCAUCGAGGGCACCCAGACAGAGGUGGACAGCCACAUCAUGAAGGUGGUGCAGCAGAUCGUGCACCAGGCCAGCGCAGGACACCAAAUCAUCGUGCAGAAUGUGACCAUGGACCAGGAGGCGGGGCUGGGUCCAGAAGUGGCUGCUGCUGACACCAUUACCAUCGCCACCCCUGAGAGUCUGACAGAGCAGGUGGCCAUGACGCUGGCCUCAGCCAUCAGUGAGGGCACUGUACUCACUGCCCGUGCGGGAACAGAUGGUGCGGAGCAGGCUACUGUGACCAUGGUUUCGUCAGAGGACAUUGAGAUCCUGGAGCACGCGGGUGAGCUGGUCAUUGCCUCGCCAGAGGGCCAGCUCGAGGUGCAGACCGUCAUCGUUUAACAUGGGCACCUGUGGGGUCCUGCUGGACUGGGGUGGGUCUGGGGCAAGGACCCUGAGUGCCCUAGCCACUUCUGCCUGGUCUAGUAUGGAAAACAUGGGGCACAGAAUUCAGAUAUGUGGGAGUGUAAAUACAUAUUUUUUGUUGCUUUACAAUAAAACAUGAAAACCCA
This is a messenger RNA of Phyllostomus hastatus (greater spear-nosed bat), 2611 nucleotides long. It is a transcript of the gene E4F1, whose product is annotated as E4F transcription factor 1. Lineage: Eukaryota; Metazoa; Chordata; Mammalia; Chiroptera; Phyllostomidae. The transcript has 14 exons. Gene Ontology annotation, biological process: regulation of transcription by RNA polymerase II. The coding region runs from base 84 to 2441 and encodes 785 amino acids. The record is from RefSeq and is a predicted model, not a curated record. Gene Ontology annotation, molecular function: RNA polymerase II cis-regulatory region sequence-specific DNA binding; DNA-binding transcription factor activity.